Amaranthus tricolor (Joseph's coat) is the source of this 3128-nucleotide messenger RNA. RefSeq names its product type IV inositol polyphosphate 5-phosphatase 7-like. The transcript is spliced from 11 exons. Gene Ontology annotation, biological process: phosphatidylinositol dephosphorylation. The record is from RefSeq and is a predicted model, not a curated record. NCBI's taxonomy places the organism in Eukaryota, Viridiplantae, Streptophyta, Magnoliopsida, Caryophyllales, Amaranthaceae. Gene Ontology annotation, molecular function: inositol-polyphosphate 5-phosphatase activity; phosphatidylinositol-4,5-bisphosphate 5-phosphatase activity; phosphatidylinositol-3,4,5-trisphosphate 5-phosphatase activity. The coding region runs from base 534 to 2441 and encodes 635 amino acids.
AUUUUUAGUUUUACCAAGAAAAAAAAAGAACUUCAAAAAUCUUUCUUUUUCUCCAUUAACCAUGACACUUUAUUCUGUUCAAAAUGCUUUGAUGUUACCAUUGCCAAUAACGAGGUGAAGCUUUCUUUGCUUUGUUGUCCCUUUCUUUCCCAUUUCUCUCUCUAGACUCUUUCUCUCUCUAUCUUUAGAUUUCUACUAGUAAUCUAAUGGCGGCAUUGUCUUGUUUUAACCCCCAUUAGAAUCACAUCAAGUUCUUCUUAUUAGUAGAAUAGUAGUUAUUACUUACUUCUACGCAUUAAAGUAGUGAAUGCUGAAUUGCCCAUCUCUCUCUUUCAUUGUCUUUCUCUCUCUAACAACAAGUUUUAAUACUUGAGGGCCGUUGUGGUUUAAAUUUCUUGGGGCCUUAUUUUUUGGCCUUCUUUUUCAAUACAGUUAAGACAUAAUUAAAACCCAGAUUAUCCCUUCUUGUGGAAGGAGUGGGUUGGUGGGGUAUUGCUGAAAUUAUUAAUGUAUGAAGAAAAAUUGCUGAAACAAUGAGAGAUGGAAAACCCAAGAAAAGCAAGGUUUUUUUCUCCUUUUUUCCUACAAUUUUUUGCAAUUUUGAGGUUAGUUUUUUUGGAUAUUAUGUUAUUAUUGUGUUGAAAUUGAUUAAUAUUUCUGUGGGGAUGAAGCUUUCAUGGUCGAAAUCUCUGAUAAGGAAAUGGUUCAAUAUCAAAAGUAAGUGUGACCAAUAUCGAGCAGAUGAUCUUGCUUAUGGAGGAGGUGAAGUUGAGUGGAGAAGCAGCUUCUCAGAAAGGGAGCCAAGUAAUAUCAAGAAAAGUAAAACAGAGAAAUUCAACAUCAACUCAGAUCGAAUUCGAUGUGGCAGAGAAUAUCUUGAGCAUCCAAGGAUUAUAGAUGUCCAAAAUCAUAGUGUAUUUGUAGCAACAUGGAAUGUUGGUGGGAAAUCUCCACCAAGUAAUAUGAACUUGAAUGAUUGGCUUCAUGCUUCUCCUGCUGCUGAUAUAUAUGUUCUUGGAUUUCAGGAAAUUGUACCUUUAAAUCCAAGCAAUAUAUUAGGAGCUGAAGAUAAUGGUCCCGCCAAGAAAUGGGUCUCCCUAAUAAGAAAAACAUUAAAUAAUCGUCCUGGAAUAUAUGGAAGCAGUGGUAACCAUACACCCUCCCCUGUUCCUAAUCCAAUUGUAGAAAUAAAUGCAGAUUUUGAAGGGUCCAGCAGACAGCGAGCUGCAUCUUUCCUUCCUCGCCGAUCAUUUCAAGCCACGGGUAGUUGGAAGACAGACAACGACCCCGCCACAUCACAGCCUCGCCUUGAGAGACGUUACAGUGUUUGUGACCGAGCCAUUUUUGGUCACAGGCCUAGCAAUUAUAGGGUGAGUGAUUACCGGGCAAGUGAUUUCAGGGCGAGCGAUUAUAGGGCAAGUGAUCAUAGGAGAAGUGAUUCUAGGCCUAGUGAUUAUAGACCAAGUGACUUCAGGCCAAGUGAUUAUAGGCCAAGUGAUUUCUCUAGAUGGGGUUCAUCCGAUGAUGAUUAUGGUCAGGGUGAUUCGCCAAGCACAGUACUCUUCUCACCUACGUCCUGUAGCGGAUCCACUCAAAGUGACAUUUGCUACAGACAGCCUAAGCAAUCAAGAUACUGCUUGGUUGUAAGCAAGCAAAUGGUGGGGAUAUUUCUCACAGUUUGGGUCAGGAAAGAUUUGAGAGAGCAUGUAAGCAAUGUGAAAGUCUCUUGUAUUGGCCGAGGAUUAAUGGGUUACCUUGGAAAUAAGGGCUCAAUAGCGGUCAGUAUGUUAUUGCACCAGACCAGCUUCUGCUUUGUCUGUAGCCAUUUAACCUCAGGACAGAAAGAAGGGGAUGAGCUGCGCCGAAAUGCUGAUGUGAUGGAAAUCCUCAAGAAGACAAGGUUUCCGCGUGUUGGUAGUGUUCCCGAUGAGAAGUCUCCUGAAACUAUUGUUGAGCAUGAUCGAGUCAUUUGGCUUGGGGAUCUGAAUUAUCGCUUAACUCUUCCUUAUCGGUCAGUUAGAUCACUUGUUGAGAUGCGAAAUUGGAAAGCUUUGUUGGAAAGGGACCAGCUUCGCAUUGAACAGAGAAGAGGCCGUGUCUUUGCAGGUUGGAAAGAAGGAAAUAUAUAUUUCCCACCCACGUACAAGUAUUCUCACAACUCUGAUAGAUAUGCAGGGGAUGAUCUGCAUCCAAAUGAGAAAAGACGGACACCAGCCUGGUGUGACCGAAUUAUGUGGUAUGGAAACGGGCUCCACCAAUUAUCUUAUCACCGAGCUGAGUCAAGAUUCUCUGAUCAUAGGCCAGUUUACAGUAUAUUUUGGGCGGAGGUGGAAUCCAUCCCGGCCAGAUUGAGAAGAAGCAUGAGCUGCUCUACCUCCCAGAUUGAAGUUGCUGAUCUCUUGCCUUAUUCACAUGGAUACACUGAACUUUGCUUUUUUUAAGGAGUCAAACGUUCGUUUCCUUUCCACUUGUGAACACUCCCUAAGACCAAAAACAAGAGACAAGAGACAAGAGACAAUGCUAUUCUAUUUUUUAUCGAACCGUCUAUUCUCGCUGACACCGGAUGAUCAAGCUCAGACCCAACUCCAUUAUUGUCAUUCACAACAAUUUGUGUUGCAGGAGUUUUUACUGGUUUCCAUUGACAUAUCUGAGAAAACGAUCCUAUUUGCAGGCGGAAAUAGCUUAGAGCGAGCAUAAGAUGGUGACAUUUCUUUGCUCAAUCUUCAAGAAAGGUGUAAACUCUGCAAAUUUUGAUGCUUGAAUAAUUUUGCUAACUCAACUCAACGACUCCAACUGGACAUUAGCAUAGGAUAACAUCAUCCGCACAGUUCUAACUAUAACCCAAGCCGGACGGACAACUACUUUUUGCUGACAUACAUAAUCAUUUAGGUUAUUUUUGUAAGCAUUGAUUCUGGUAGUGGUAGUGAAAGUGAUGCAAAAGCAAUACUCCUACAAAAAUACUUCAUGUAGCUAAUGAGUGAUUAAUACAAGUUAAUGAUAGAGAUUUGGUGUUUUAUGAAAUUAGGUACUGCGACUAUAGAGUAUACUGUGUGUUUUGUUAGCUACUAGUCUGUGUACUUUUCAAAUUAUACUAAUAGUGACAUGUUAUAAGGGUAUUUCAGUAGAAA